This is a messenger RNA of Aureobasidium melanogenum CBS 110374, 303 nucleotides long. RefSeq lists its product as uncharacterized. Gene Ontology annotation, molecular function: endopeptidase inhibitor activity. The transcript is spliced from 2 exons. Gene Ontology annotation, biological process: vacuole fusion, non-autophagic. NCBI's taxonomy places the organism in Eukaryota, Fungi, Ascomycota, Dothideomycetes, Dothideales, Saccotheciaceae. Bases 1 to 303 code for a protein of 100 amino acids. The record is from RefSeq and is a predicted model, not a curated record.
AUGAAGUUCACCAUUCACCUCCUUCUCAUUGCGUUCCUGAUGGCCCUGGCCUACGCUGCCACCGAGAGCAAGCAGAUCAUCGUCAGCUACCCCAAGGACACUCCCGACUCUGUCAUCGAGCAGGCGAUGGCUGUCAUCAAGGAAGCUGGUGGCAUUAUCACUCAUGAGUACAAAAGUCUCAUCAAGGGCUUUGCAGCCACUGCACCCACCAAGGUUGUCAACAGUGUCAAGGCUCUAGGCGAGAAGUACCAAGCCAUCGUCGAGGACGACCAAGUUGUUUCGGUCGCUGGAUCAUCUUCGUAG